Messenger RNA from Pangasianodon hypophthalmus (striped catfish), 1403 nucleotides. RefSeq names its product hydroxysteroid (17-beta) dehydrogenase 1 (gene hsd17b1). Gene Ontology annotation, cellular component: cytoplasm. Bases 293 to 1177 code for a protein of 294 amino acids. Gene Ontology annotation, molecular function: estradiol 17-beta-dehydrogenase [NAD(P)+] activity. The transcript has 6 exons. Gene Ontology annotation, biological process: estrogen biosynthetic process. The record is from RefSeq and is a predicted model, not a curated record. Lineage: Eukaryota; Metazoa; Chordata; Actinopteri; Siluriformes; Pangasiidae.
UGUGUGACCAUGUGUGUCUGAGAGCAUGCAGUCUGAGUGCACCUGUGUGGAUAUUUAGGCAGUGUGAAUGUGAAACACAAAAUGUUUGCUUUCAACUUGACCUUGUGAUCGUAAGGAAUCCUAAAACACCCUCCCAGUGGUUGGACAUAAAAGACACAACACCAAGCAGCCGAGAAAAGCAUCUCACCUCCCGCAAGAACAUUACCAGAAUUCCUGCGCUCAUCCUCUGCCCAGUGGUACUCUCUCUCUUUUCCUUUCUCCAGCACUGUGGACUGACUUGGGCUUGGUUCUGAUGGAGCAGAAAGUAGUUCUCAUCACCGGCUGCUCGUCAGGAAUCGGACUCAGUCUAGCCAUCCAUCUCGCAUCAGAUCCAUCUAAAACAUACAAAGUGUAUGCCACCAUGCGUAAUCUGGAUAAGAAGCAGCGCUUGCUGGAGAGUGUCAGAGAUCUGCACAACGACACCAUGGCCAUUCUGCAGAUGGACAUCACAGACCAGCAGUCCAUAGGGACAGUCCAGAGAAGCAUCACAGAGGGCCGAGUGGACAUACUGGUGUGUAAUGCAGGUGUGGGGCUGAUGGGCCCCCUGGAAGCACAAUCAGAAGACAAUAUGAGAGGAAUCUUAGAGGUGAAUCUGCUGGGUACAAUACGGACCAUCCAGACCUUCCUACCCAACAUGAAGAGAAGGAGACAAGGACGAAUCCUGGUCACAGGCAGCAUGGGAGGGCUACAAGGUCUUCCCUUUAAUGAGGUGUACUGUGCCAGCAAAUUUGCAGUAGAAGGUGUCUGUGAGAGCCUGGCCAUCCUGCUACAGCAGUUCAAUAUCCAUGUGAGCCUGAUAGAGUGUGGGCCAGUGAACACAGACUUCCUGAGGAACCUGAAGAAGACAGAGGUGAGUGACGAGUCUGUGGAAGUGGACGCACACACACGCCAUCUAUAUGAGAUGUACCUGCAGCACUGUGAGAAGAUGUUUCAGAACGCAGCACAGGACACUGAGGACAUCAUUCAGGUCUUUAUGGAGGUGAUCCAGGCUCAGUGUCCAGUCUUCAGGUACUACACUAACAGCGCUCUGCUCCCUCUGAGUAGCCUCAAGCUGACAGCGCUCGAUGGCUCACAAUACAUCCGAGCCAUGAGUAAGCUUAUCUUCUCUUCUGCGGAGAAUGCAGACACACAGAAAUAACAACAUGCCUCAGUACUGAGGUGUAAAAUUCCAUUUUAUUCACUGAAGUUACAUAAUUAGGACUAGUUUGUUUCAGUUCUAAUCUCUUGCAUAUGAUUAUUAUACUGCAUAUGCUUAUAUUUUGGCACAUGCUUAUUGACUAGCAUGGUGAAAGAAAAAAUCAUGUUCUAUAUGCAUGCAGAUGUAUAACCAAAAUCUUUUCCUACUGAAAUAAAAAUGUACAAGG